UUCGUGUCCGGGCGACAGAUGUGUUCACUGCGGACCAGAAGGCUGAGGACUACCGGAAAGUAUGAAAAAAGAGCCCGAACGAAUGGGGAAUACGACUCUGGAUGCACUUUGCGCUGAAGGCUUGAAUCGCCGGUACGGUGCUUUAAUGCAGUUUAGGUAAUCUGAACGGGCGGACACGGAUCCAAGAGCACGUUGUUGACACUACUGUAAAGGCAAGGAGGCAGAGCUGGCACCCCCCUGUUGCUCAGGCAAAAUGGCGGCCCCCGCCGCACACCUCUCUGACAAGCGCUUCCUUAUAUUCUUUGACUUCGAUGAGACCAUCGUGGACCAGAACAGCGACGACGCGGUGGUGCAGGCGGCGCCCGGGCGGCAGCUGCCCGGCUGGCUGAUGGACUCCUACAGGCCCGGGCACUACAACGAGCACAUGCAGCGGGUGCUGGCUUACAUGGCCGAGCAGGGUGUGCCUGAGGACGACAUCCGCUCCGCCGUCGAAAAGAUCCCUGCCUCGCCUGGCAUCCUUGCCCUCUUCCAGUACCUGCGCGCCCGUCCCCAGGACUUCGAGGCCGUGCUGGUGUCCGACGCCAACAUGUACUUCAUCGAGGCCUGGCUGCACAGGGUGGGCGCCCGGCAGCUGUUCCAGAAGAUCUUCACCAACCCCGCCGGCUUUGAUGGCAGUGGUCGGUUGCUCCUGCUUCCCUAUCACUCCCACGACUGUGCCCGAUGCCCAGAGAAUAUGUGCAAGCAAGUCAUUGUGCGGGACUACCUGGCACAGAGGGCGCGGGAGCGCGGGCGCCCCUUCCAGCGGGUCUUCUAUGUGGGUGAUGGUGCCAACGACUUCUGCCCCUUGCUAAGUCUGGGGCCUCUUGACACCGUUUUCCCUCGACGAGACUACCCAGUGCACAGGCUGAUAGUGGAGGCCCAAGAGGCUCGAUCUACAGACUUCAAACCUGCGGUGGCACCUUGGACCAGCGGCGAGGAUGUAGUGGACCACCUGAAGAGGCUAGUGGAAGAGAGAUGAAGUGAUGGUGAAGAGCCUGGCCAGAUAACACACUGGCUCCCAACGGUGCAGGCAGGGAUUUAUAAGUUUGUAAGGUAAAGACUUGUGGAUGUUUGCCUGGCCCGUUAAUGUCAGGUGUCAAGGCACCUCCACCUGGGAAGGCCCACGCUUUUUAACACUAGCCUUCCACACCGCACACUUAUUUUAUGCAAGGUGUCAGACUGGAUUAUUGUCCUGUCAGUGACACGGGUGACAUCUAGCUGCUGUGAUUAGACUGUGGCUAGGAAAGGUCAUUUUAUCAUGGGAAAGCAACGCCCCAGGGUUGAACCAUGAAUAUCCAAUUAUUGGCAAAGUAGGCCAAACUGAAAUAGGGCAACUCUUUCCAGACUUAGAAGUAGGUAUUCUGCACUACAAAUCUGUCCUCUGGGCAGACUAGGUAAAAACAGGCAUGCAGAAACACCUCAUGUAGCAGGGUUUACAUAUGUGGGGAAGAAAUGAUGCACUUGUAUGCACUACUGUACGUAACAGAAAUGGAAAACACAUACAGAGAGCUAUAUAUUGAGGAUGGUCUCACUGAGGUCUCUCCUGUGAUCUCAGGACAGGAACACUAUCUCCGUCAUACAGGAGCCUCUCUGUCUGGUGAGGCUCGGCUUGGAGUCCUUUGUUUAAGAUUGAGCACCAGCCCUGGGGUAGUCCACAGUGACACCAUGGCUUACUGACAAGGGUAAAGUUCAGC
This is a messenger RNA of Megalops cyprinoides (Indo-Pacific tarpon), 1733 nucleotides long. RefSeq names its product probable phosphatase phospho1. The record is from RefSeq and is a predicted model, not a curated record. Bases 254 to 1018 code for a protein of 254 amino acids. Lineage: Eukaryota; Metazoa; Chordata; Actinopteri; Elopiformes; Megalopidae. Gene Ontology annotation, molecular function: phosphatase activity. The transcript has 3 exons.